GUGCAGGCAUAUCAAUAACAAAAUCUUAACAGGUGAAAUAAGAAUUUCAAGUCAUUCAUCAUUCUCAUCCUCGUCACCAGCCUCGCCAUCAGCAGAAGAGGAGGGGAAAGGAGUGGUGCUUUAUUGUUUGAGUUGAAAAUGGUGAUAUCACCUCUCGGGUUUCUGGUUAGUGUGGGGGAAUUUUCAUGGACUCCUCCUACCCACGAGGAAGCUUUAUUUAUGACAAACAUUCAUUCCUACUUCAGACCAACCCAACAGUUCAUCUGUCUGAGGAUCAACACCAGAAAGUUUAAUCAUCGAGAGGCUCUUAAAGUAGAACUGCAUUUAGACAACCAAGACACGAUGUCAACGUCAGAUGGGUUUCCAGCCAGUUUCUAUGGUGAACCAGGAGUGUUGGGCAUGUUAUCGAAUGGGAUCAGUGCGUUCCUCGUACUUCUGCAGAACUUCAAUACAGCACAUACUGGCAGUGCUCCAGUAGGAGUGGAAAACAUCCUUGCUGGUGUCCAUCUCAUUCUUAUUGGUGGUAUAUGCCAGUUGGUGGCCGGAAUGGUUUCCUUCAGAAAAAAUGAUCACCUCAGUGGCACUGCCUUCAUCGGGUAUGCUGCUCUCUGGGGCAGUUAUGGUGCAACUCGAAUCUACUUUGGUGCUUUGGCAGAAACUCCUACAACAGCAUCUAUAUCACAUCAAAUCAUGAACAAUCUGUCCACUAACAUAAUGAGCAACAUAACGCCGAAUGCCACCACAGAUGGCCCUGUGUGCCAUUUAUGCCUGUCCAUAGAAGAGUCAGCCAUCGCUGGUCUGGUCCCUUAUAUCCUUCUGUCCUUCCUCCUAGCCUUCUGCUCUGCCACCGUCAACUACAUCAUGCCUUUUGUUUUUGGGGCCAUCACAUUCACCUUAGUUUUUGAAGCAGUAGGUCUAGUUGCAAGCUCCUGGGCUCUCGUGGUGUCUGGGGUUCUCGAGUUGCUCAUUCUAAUUUUUGCGAUCUACGGUUCGGCUGCACUGCUCAUCAAAGGUCUGACUCAGCGUCUUGUCCUCAAAGGCUUUGGUACCCCUCUCUUUAACGUUCUCCUGCUAGGGACCGCCAACUCAGCAAGCGCCCAGAGCAUUGGCCAAGAGAAGAAGAAAAACACAAAAUACGCAGAACCCAUGGCCUUGGGAUUCUUCUGUGACACUGUUGCCCCCUUCAUCUUUGCCUUCUACAGCUUUGGGUAUGUUAAGUCCUUUGGCUUAGGAGCUGCAUGGGUCUCAAUCAUCUCAGUGGCCCAGCUGUUCUCAAGCUACUACGCCCAUCUGCGACAAGAUUGCUACCACACAACUAAGUUUGGUCUUCAUGCUACAUAUUGGCUGAUCAAGGCUUGGGAUGAGUUUGUAGCAUCUGUUCUGACUACAGAGGAGGGUCAAAUUAUGUCAGGGAGGGAAGCAAUGGUGGGGAACUGGUUCUUCGUGGUGGCAGGCUUGGUUCUCUGUGUUGGAAGCCUGAACAUGGAUGUCCUGGAACUGAUCCACAACAUGCUGUUUGUCCUGCUCACAGUCUCAACAAUACCCCAGAUACCUCUCCAGGCGUACUACAUUUUCUUCGGUGUAGCUUGCUCCCUCUUCACCGCGAUCUCCCUGUAUGGUACCUUCGCACGUCUCAUUAACACGAUAGCAGAGAAGUCUCUCAUCCCUGUAGGCCCACAGCCAAUCUCCACUGAACGGCUACGGCAAGCUUUCAAGCACCGAAGCCAUAGACAAGGAAGACAGGAGGCUUCAGAUGCCCUGUUUUACAUGUCAAAUGGGGUUGCAGCUCUCUCAGCUCUCCAUGCGAGUGUGUCAAGUUCAAAUCGGUCCUUCCUCAAUCUGACUGUCCCCUGGGUCCUCAUCUCUGGAGCCGUCAUCCAGGCCUAUGUCAGCCGGCUGCAAGUCACGGGAGGUGGCCGUUUUGGAUCCGUCAUCUCGUCCAUCUAUGUAGCAGUGUGGGCAACCUGGACCUGGUUUAGGUUUGCAGGUUACCUGCUACAACUUUCAACAGAAGCAUCUUAUGGUUUUACAGCAGGAGCAAUUGCUUUCCUGGUCAUUAACACUUUCCUCAUGCUGAUAGCUGCCUACAGGAACCUGGUUCUGCUUUUUCUAACAACAAUCAUGGAGGUUGUUCUGGUCUGUUUCCUGCUGUCCACUCUGCAGCGACUGCCAUACCAACUAGAAAUGGCCAUGCUUGCGCUGGUUUCAAUAAUUUGUGUAUAUGGAGCUCUGGCAUCACUGAUGAACUGCAUCUUCUCACAGAGUAUGCUGCCUAUGGGACCUCCCUUAUUGAAGGAGAAAGUGAAGCAGGACACCUCUCCAGAGCUGCCGUGUCCUGUUGCUAAUUCACAACUCACCAGUGGUCUCCUGAAGAUCGCUGGCCUUCUGGAGGAAGGCGGAGUAUGUGGUAUUCCUACAGACACAGUCUACGCCCUGGCCGCCUCCUGCAAGAAUCCUCAGGCGAUAGAGAAAAUCUACAACAUUAAAGACAGACCAGCAGAGAAGCCCAUCUGCAUCUGCAUCUCUAGCGUGGAGCAGCUGGUAGCAGUCAAGCCUCCCUUCAGUCCUCUGCUCUGGGAGUUUAUGAGGAACGUGUAUCCUGGAGGAAUCAGUUGCAUCGUCACCAAAGGCGACUGGCUGUACAGACUGGGAGUGGGACCAGCUUAUGACCGUGUUGGUACCCAGGACAGCAUCAUGAUCCGCGUCCCAGACCACACCCCGACUUGCCACCUGUGUGACAUCACUGGACCCCUUGCCAUUACCUCAGCCAAUCCCAGUGGAGAGGCGGACAGCACCCACCACAGCAUGGUCAUUGAUCGACUUGGACACAAGAUUCAAGGAGUUCUGUGUGAUGGGGUCUCUAAUGAAGUUGUUGCUUCUACUGUGGUCAACUGCCUGAAUAUAGAUGAAGGGACCAUCACCAUCCUGAGGGAAGGCUGUGUCCCUGCAGUAAAAGUCAGACAAAUCUUUGAAAGAGUAAAAUCCAUGAUGGUGUGAACAUCACACACCUCAUUUCUCUCUUGGCCGAGAGCCUCCUCAUACCUGGUUCCCCACAAGAUCUGCAAUUUCAGCUCCACAGCGUCCAGUCAACAAUCUCAGGGAAAAUGAAGAAGAGCUUGAAUGGAUGUGUCGACAAAAAACACACUACUCAUUUGUAGUUUACAACACCAAUUAUGAGCACUAAACAUUCUCGUCAAAGAAUUUAUGUCACAUGAAGAAUCUCAGCUGGCAUACGAUGACUUUAGGAAGAUGACGUCUCUUAGCUUUAUAAUUCUGGCAAGAACUGUAAGAACUUUGGUGUUUAUGUUUGAAUAAGAUAAUGCUUUUUUUUCAAUGACUGUUGUAUGUUAUAAUUCUGUAAAUAUGUAUUCAUGAGAAACAGAAAAUAUAUUAUAUGUUAGUGUGUAUAUUUAAGCUCUUUGUGUGCUCUUGUACUGAGUACUUAAAAGUGAAUUUAACUGAUGUGUAAAAUUGUCCUGAAGUGAAAUAAAAAUGUCAUAAAGUAA
Messenger RNA from Scophthalmus maximus (turbot), 3506 nucleotides. RefSeq lists its product as uncharacterized. Gene Ontology annotation, cellular component: membrane; cytoplasm. Gene Ontology annotation, biological process: regulation of translational fidelity. Lineage: Eukaryota; Metazoa; Chordata; Actinopteri; Pleuronectiformes; Scophthalmidae. Bases 139 to 2997 code for a protein of 952 amino acids. Gene Ontology annotation, molecular function: nucleotidyltransferase activity; tRNA binding; double-stranded RNA binding. The transcript has 12 exons. The record is from RefSeq and is a predicted model, not a curated record.